Molecule: messenger RNA, 887 nt
Organism: Salvia splendens (bonfire salvia)
Lineage: Eukaryota; Viridiplantae; Streptophyta; Magnoliopsida; Lamiales; Lamiaceae
Exons: 4
Coding region: 111-443 (110 amino acids)
Source: RefSeq, a predicted model, not a curated record
GCUAAAGAAAAGAAAAUUCUUGAAUUGAACAUCUCCAUGGAAAAAAUGGAGAAAGAAAAAGAAGGCCUGCUGAAAAAAACAAAUUGGAACAUAUCCUAAAGACAAAGGAAAUGACAAUGGAAUCUUAUUGUGUUGAUUGUAUUGCAAAAGAAGAAGAAAUUUUAAAAUUGAAGUCUGAAUUAAAGGAGAGCCAUAAGUUCCAUCAACUACUCUCCAGAAUAUCAGAGGAAAACGAGGAUUGUCACAAUCCCACGGAACCCAAACGAAAGCACACUGAAGCUGAGACAAUAGAGCUUCCGUCGAUAGGAAUGGGUGAUAAUCUUCAAGACUACCAAGAAGAGACUUCUAAAAAGAUAUAUUCGAAUUUCCUCUUAUCCUUUUCUGUGCACAUUUGGAUAUCAUCAGAAACAACAAUAGAGAAAACGCUGUGGAAAAACUUAUGAUGCUCUAAUAUAUAUGGUAUUAAUGGAAACAUCAAAUUUAGCAGGAGACUGAACAUGAAAUUGAAACAUCUGAUGGUAAUGGAAAGAGACAAAAAGGUCAAAACAUACACGGAACCACUGGCAAAAAGACCUCAAAAACAUGCAAGUCUCAACCUGUUUCCAUUUUCUCUAUGCAUUUUGAUAUAUAUAAAAACCAUAUUUGUCCUUCAAAAAAGUAUUGGAAGAAUUUUCAUUUCUGGAUUAUGUUGGCCUGUAGUUAAUAUUUGUUUUUAAUGUGAUCUGGAGUGUCAAAGGAAUAUGUUGUAAACUUUCCGACAUAGGCGAUUGGGUAACAUAUGAAUUCUUUCACCAUACAAUUUUCUUGAAAUACAUGUUUAUGUAUUGUUCCUUUCUGUGUACUUGCCAUUUAUAAUAAAAAAGAAAUAAUUCUAAUUUGCAUUCUUC